Molecule: messenger RNA, 879 nt
Organism: Rhinocladiella mackenziei CBS 650.93
Lineage: Eukaryota; Fungi; Ascomycota; Eurotiomycetes; Chaetothyriales; Herpotrichiellaceae
Exons: 3
Coding region: 1-879 (292 amino acids)
Source: RefSeq, a predicted model, not a curated record
AUGAACGAUUCCACCGUGGAAACCUCGCGGUCACCGCAAGGACAUCCAGACGUUGAAGUUGAGCCUGAUGUACACGAGGCUCAUGGCCGCCGUCCCGGCUCCCAAAGCUCGCCCAGCCUUCCAUUCGAUUACCAACCGGAAAGAGCUAUUUGUCGAACUCGGAAAUCUUUCACUUCUCCGAUCAAAUCAGCCGGUCACAAAAUCAAAGAGUUUGUUCUCGAUCUUCUCAACGCCAAAAACCGAGUCAUUGUGAUGAUGCAUCUGCACCUGGCGAUCGGGGUUGACAAUCGAAGGGAUCUGCAGGCUCUCAAAACGAUUGUCUCUGAGUGUAAAAAAGACCUCGUCGACCCAGAAGAGGGAAAAACGAUACAGCUGCACAUCCCGGCCAACCACAACUGCGACAAGGGCACUCAGGGUUUCUGGGCCCGGCUGGACACAGGCUCCUUGGUCCAAUCCUUUGUUCGUGAGGGAGUGAUCCUGGAUAUCAAUGGAACGUAUACCCCUCUAGAGAGUCUCACGGCGGGGCGGCGAGCACGAUGUCAGAACAUCCGCUCUUUAGGCGUCAAUCAACUUCCCCUUCCGGUUCUAGGAAUCGCCAGUCUUCAAGUGUUCCACCCAGACGCUCCAAACGUCCUCAUCACUUGGCCGUACAUGGUUCUCUCGCAAGAGUGUGAUAUUGAAUGCGACUUCCUCCUGGGCACAGAUUGGUUAUAUGCGUUAGAGACUUGUCUCCAAGCGAAGAAGACACGUUCGAGGCAAAAUGCCACCACCGUCUCCAUGGCCUACGUUGUGGAUGGUCCCGCGGAGAACGACGUCCGAAUGUCACGAGACGAAAAAAGAAUACACGAAUUCAUCAGCCAUGCACACCUGGCCGCUUAA